Plenodomus lingam JN3 is the source of this 138-nucleotide messenger RNA. The record is from RefSeq and is a predicted model, not a curated record. NCBI's taxonomy places the organism in Eukaryota, Fungi, Ascomycota, Dothideomycetes, Pleosporales, Leptosphaeriaceae.
AUGUGUGCGCCCCGGUGGCAGAGCAAGCGGGUUGUAGACGGUGGACAGUGGACGCAGUGGACGGUAGACAAUGGACGCGAGCUCAUGGUUACAUGGCAAUGCAGCUCCACGCGUCACUUUUGGCCGCAAUCUGUGUAA